This is a messenger RNA of Centropristis striata (black sea bass), 1764 nucleotides long. RefSeq names its product ZPR1 zinc finger (gene zpr1). Gene Ontology annotation, molecular function: zinc ion binding. The transcript is spliced from 2 exons. NCBI's taxonomy places the organism in Eukaryota, Metazoa, Chordata, Actinopteri, Perciformes, Serranidae. The coding region runs from base 186 to 1517 and encodes 443 amino acids. Gene Ontology annotation, cellular component: cytoplasm; nucleus. The record is from RefSeq and is a predicted model, not a curated record.
GAAGAAAAUGCGGAAGCAGCUAAGACCAACACGGUGAGCUCUCUCAUGUGUCUAACGUGUUUCAGGCCCUAGCUGAGGCUGGGCAGUCUUCUUCUAGAAAGGUCUACAAAGAUUCACCUCUGACGGAAGGCGGGAGCGCAGGUGAAGAGUUGUUUUUCCGCCGAGGUAAACACCCAACGUAGAAAAUGUCUGUUAUUUCUGAGGAAAAUGUUCGCGGGGAGAACCUGUUUAAGGACCUCAGCGCUGACAGGGACGACUGCGAGCCCACCGAGAUAGAGAGCAUGUGUAUGAACUGUCACCAGAACGGUAUGACUCGUUUACUCCUCACCAAGAUACCUUUCUUCAAAGAAGUCAUCGUCAGCUCCUUCAGCUGCCCUCACUGCUGCUGGGCCAACACGGAGAUCCAGUCUGCGGGCCGGAUCCAGGAGCAGGGCGUCUGCUACACACUCACAGUCAAAACUAAACAGGACUUGAACCGGGAGGUCGUCAAGGCAGACAGUGCGACCACCAGGAUCCCUGAGCUGGACUUUGAAAUCCCUCCAUUCACCCAGAAAGGGGCGCUGUCGACCAUCGAGGGCCUCCUGGACCGGGCGGCCGCAGGGCUGGAGCAGGACCAGCCGGUCCGGCGGGCCGCUGCCCCUGAGGUGGCCGACAAGAUCGACGAGUUCAUCCGGAAGCUGAAGAAGUUAAAAGACGUGGAGGAUGAAUUCACGCUGGUGAUUGAGGAUCCGUCUGGCAACAGUUUUGUGGAAAAUCCAGCGGCCCCCCUGAAGGACGAAGCCCUCACCGUUUCCUGGUUCAAACGCUCGGUGCAGCAGGACAUCCAGCUGGGGCUGAGGGCCGACGAGGACGAAGAGGAGGAGCCGGUUGGUAAUGACAUUGACACCAUGAGGGACGAGGUGUUGGCGUUCAACACCAACUGCCCUGAGUGCAAUGCGCCGGCCUCCACCAACAUGAAGCUGGUCCAGAUCCCGCACUUCAAGGAGGUCAUCAUCAUGGCAACGACCUGCGACAGCUGCGGCCACCGGACCAACGAGGUGAAGUCGGGCGGAGCCACCGAGGAAAUGGGCACCAAGAUCACCCUGCGCAUCACCGACGUGUCGGACAUGACUCGGGACGUCCUCAAGUCCGAGACCUGCGGCAUCCUCAUUCCAGAGCUGGAGUUCGAGCUGGGGAUGGCGGCCGUCGGGGGGAAGUUCACCACCCUGGAGGGGCUCCUGAAAGACAUCAAAGACCUCACGGUGUCCAGAAACCCCUUCGUGUGCGGGGACAGCAGCACCUCAGACCGGUUGGAGAAGCUGCAUGCGUUCGGGGAGAAGCUAGACAAGAUCAUCGACGGAGAGAUGGUUGUCAACUUCGUCCUGGACGACCCCGCAGGGAACAGCUACCUGCAGAACGUGUACGCUCCGGAUCCGGAUCCUGAGAUGACUACUGAGAAGUACGUCCGCUCGUUCCAGCAGAACGAAGACCUCGGUCUGAACGACAUGAAGACCGAGGGAUACCAGGAGGAGAAAUGAACUGAAAGGACUAAAUGAGCUGAUGAUGUCGCAUCGAAAAACACACCCGGUGUUUUCUUAAACCGCUCCAUAUUUUCAUCCAUUUUCACACAUUAAGUUAAACUUUGAUUGAAUGGUUGUUUCCAUCAGUAUAUUGAUAAGGGAGAGGAAUUCUAAGUUGUCUAAAAGUGAGUAAGUGAACACUAGUGGCAUGUUUGUAAAAACACAUGUAUGCUGCUGCUGUUAAUAAAGAUAAAUCUAUAUCUAA